AUGACGUCUGUUCGACUUGUCCGCCGUACUAUCAUGGUGGUGUCUCAGGAGGGAACCCCAUUAAGAUCAGGGUUCCCGCGCAUUUUCGGGGUACCGAAGUAUGGUGGCAAGAUGGCUCAGUGGUUAGAGCGCGGAUUUACUGACCGGUUCGAACCGACCUCAGCCUCUCGAUAUCCCCUCUCUAGGCUUGGACAGGUUGGCAUCCCAGCCCUCGUGUUUUCUUCGGAUUUCAUAGCAGCUAGGCGCCCAAAAGACUUUAUCAUCUAUGCUGUAUCCGGCCUUACCGCACACUUGGACCGCCUGGUCCACGUCUUGUCAGAGACCGUACUUCGUUCACGUAUCACAACAGAUGAGGUAGGAAUGGCUGCACGCAGCAUUGGAUUUGAACUGCAGGCCAUGCAACGUGCUCCUCCCGUAGAACCAGUCAUAACGGAGUUGCUACACGGAGCCGCUUUUGGUGGAGAACAACCGCAAACCCUAGGGCUCCCUCGGUACUGUCCGCUUGAGAAUCUGGAGAAAAUCACUCGUGAUGACAUCAUUAGCUUCCUGGCGAGCUAUUACAGAGACUUUAUCAUCUAUGCUGUAUCCGGCCUUACCGCACACUUGGACCGCCUGGUCCACGUCUUGUCAGAGACCGUACUUCGUUCACGUAUCACAACAGAUGAGGUAGGAAUGGCUGCACGCAGCAUUGGAUUUGAACUGCAGGCCAUGCAACGUGCUCCUCCCGUAGAACCAGUCAUAACGGAGUUGCUACACGGAGCCGCUUUUGGUGGAGAACAACCGCAAACCCUAGGGCUCCCUCGGUACUGUCCGCUUGAGAAUCUGGAGAAAAUCACUCGUGAUGACAUCAUUAGCUUCCUGGCGAGCUAUUACAGACUUAUCGAUCUGGAAUAUGCAGAUGACAUCGUUCUCGUCUUUGAAGAGGAGAAGGAGACGCAGUGUGCACCCACAAAGUGCAACGUUAUGCUUAUGGACAUGCAGUUACUGAACACGCCACUUACAGUCUGA
This is a messenger RNA of Opisthorchis viverrini, 1008 nucleotides long. RefSeq lists its product as hypothetical. Gene Ontology annotation, molecular function: metal ion binding. Gene Ontology annotation, cellular component: mitochondrion. The transcript is spliced from 4 exons. Lineage: Eukaryota; Metazoa; Platyhelminthes; Trematoda; Opisthorchiida; Opisthorchiidae. The coding region runs from base 1 to 1008 and encodes 335 amino acids. The record is from RefSeq and is a predicted model, not a curated record.